Scleropages formosus (Asian bonytongue) is the source of this 3604-nucleotide messenger RNA. RefSeq names its product Fc receptor-like protein 3. Gene Ontology annotation, cellular component: external side of plasma membrane. NCBI's taxonomy places the organism in Eukaryota, Metazoa, Chordata, Actinopteri, Osteoglossiformes, Osteoglossidae. Gene Ontology annotation, molecular function: transmembrane signaling receptor activity. Gene Ontology annotation, biological process: cell surface receptor signaling pathway; immune response. The transcript has 10 exons. The record is from RefSeq and is a predicted model, not a curated record. The coding region runs from base 469 to 1917 and encodes 482 amino acids.
UUCUUCACCUCGGCAAGUUACCACACUGAAAUACCACCAACCUUAAAACUGUAACUACAUGAUGAUGUUUCGGAUUAAACAUUGUUCAGUAAUUCGUGGGUAGAAAUUCACUUGAGCAAACGCGUAAAGUUCUUCAAUAAGUUCCACAUGAUCAUCAUGCACGUGACGACAUGAUUAAGUUCGUUACUCGUCAUCGUGUUACUUCUGCGUGGAAGUUCGAAGUACGUUACUCUAUAGCGCCACCUGCCGAAGCCAUUGUGAAUAACAGCCCUCCCAGCGACGGACCCCAGUCGCUCUGUCUGGAACUGUGUCCUUCAGCUGAGGAUGACUUCGCCCCACGGACAUUUGAGUUUCAGAGAAAUGUCUGCAAAAAGUCGGUGCUUCUCUUUAGUGGUCAGAUGAGUACUGAAAAAAAUCUGUUUUACGUGUAAGCUGGAAAGUUAAUGAAACACCAAAAUUUGCAACAUAAUGGUGACAUUGAAAUACUUGCGGGACAGAAUAGCAGCAUCUUUGCUGGUUGCAAUGAUUUUGCACAGUAAACUAAUCAGCCUGCUUCAAGCAGAACUAAUCUCCAAAGUAACUUUGAUGGCUCAUCCUACAAAUGUGCUGCUGGAGGAGGAUGCUCUGAACCUCACUUGUUUGGCUGCAGUGAGUGGAAACCACAUUCCGCAGCUGAACUACAGCAUCCUGAAGGACGAUCACAUUGCGGCAAGUGCCACACAGUCCCAGGCCUGCAGCCUUCUGAUAGCUAAUGUCGCCAAGGCUGACGCUGGACUAUACAGAUGCUCAGUGUCUGAACCCACUGGUCUCCUUAUGCAAAGUGAGAUUGUGGCAGUCACUGUGGAAGAUUUGUUCCAGGAAGUGGUCCUGAUGCUGAUGUACAGACAGGCAUUAGUCAUGGAAAAAGAACCUCAGACGCUCACUUGUGUGGUCACUGUCAACCCCCUGAGGAAGGAUAAAUCCGACGUGACGUACACAUUUCUGAAGCAGCAGCAGCCCAUAGUAGAGGGAAGUCGCUCUCCUGUUUUUCGUAUAGUCAGCACUGAGAGAAGCGAUGCUGGUCAAUACACCUGCGCUGCGCAGUUUGGGAGUGUCGUCAGAUACAGUCGAGAGGUCACUCUUCGGUUAUAUGACAAUGUUCCGAAAGCCUCGCUGACCGUGGAGCCUCCUGGAGGUGCAGUAUAUACAGGAGACACAAUUGUCCUCAAGUGUGAGCUGGAUCAGUUUGUUGGCUGGAGAUACUACUGGUACAAGGACAGAAAAGAUACGUACCCUGUGCACCAGAAUUGGGGGAGCAGAGGGGAUGGGGCCUCAUACAGAGUGUGGCGUGCAGCUCCCACACACACUGGCCUGUACUGGUGCAGAGCAGGUAGAGGCACUCCAGUCUUCUACACUGAGUACAGCGACAUGCUCUUCAUUAAUAUCACUGAUCUGUUCGCUAGCGUCACUCUGACCGCUUCUUCUGGAACGGUGGUGAAAGAGGGACGGGCUUUGAAUCUGACCUGUGAGGUUCAGCUGAGCGUAAGCCAGAAAGACGUGCCGCAGGAUAUGAGAACAGCUGGAAUGUUAUUCACUUUUCUGAAAGAUGGCGGGGUUGUGGCCAGAUCCUAUGGCUGGAGCACGUACAGUAUAUCCAGAAUGCUCAGCACCAAUGCUGGGGUAUAUGUGUGUAUUGCCAGCUCAGGAAGUGCCAGCAAACACAGCCAGGAGAUUGUCAUUUCAUUAGACAACUCCACAGUGAUGCUGGCUGCAGGUGUUGGCACGGUCCUCACUGUGCUAGUUGCACCAUUUGCUUUUUUAGUGAAAAGCCUGUGGUCCAGAGUCAUGCAACACCGUGCCACCAGGCAGGAAUCUGAGCAAACUUCAGGACACGGGUCUGGACGUAUGAACGAAAAGCUGCGUUGUGAAGCUCUGUAGAUAUUUGCUCAAGCUGUUUUAAGUGUUUCGUUGCAAGGGACCUAGUUAUGCGAUGGAUGUGAUCUAAAGAUAAAAGUUGUUUUUACCAGGAUUGUAGUGACUUACUCUCACCACAAGAUGGGGUGUUACAAAGGAUUUUGAUCUUGGCAAUUAUAAAUUGGUUAUGCCAGAACUGGCCCUGACAAAUUUAAAUUUCUGUUUAAAAUAAGAGAAAAAAAAGAAACCACACCCCCUUUUCAGUUUUCUUCAACCUGGGCUAUUUUGCAACUCAGUAACUUCACUCCAUGUCGUCUCAGCUGUGUGUUCUGCUAAAUCUCAGUAAGUGGUGACUGUACUUGCGUAACAUCUCAGGAAAGACAUAGACGCAUCAUUAGUGAAGAAAUUCUUGAUCUGAGUGGUCAGCAUUAUGUAUGUAAGAAUUAUUAUUAUUAUUAUUAUCAUCAUUGGAAUGUUUAACAUUUUUAUUUCUUGUGAGCUGGUGGGUGAUCGAACCCAUGGCAAUAGCUGGAAGAUAGAUAGUUCUCAAGGACCCACCCUUGCCCAUCAUCAGAGAAUAAUGAUGGAUGGCUGCACAUAAUCAGUUUUGAUGAGGUGGGAAUAAAGGCAGGAAGGAAGGCUUUCAAUUCUGGUUUGAUUGUUGCCUUUUGUCUGGAAGGGCCCAUCUUGGAUGUUUAGAAUAAAACCAAUUUUUGGUUGAUAAGUCCUGCCUUGUGGCUGUCCCAGCUGGGAUUUUACAAUAAUAGUUUUUAUUUUAAAAUUAAUUUUUAUUAGUUCUCAUUUACUAAAAUUAGUUAGCGAACUAUUAGUUGUAGUUAACCAAUCCCAUCUGUUCAAAUAAUACCCUUGAGCAAGGGAUCUACCCUGCGUUGCUACAGCAAACAUUUGCCAGCUGUGUAAAUGGGUAAAUCACAGUAAAUAACAGUCAGUUCAGAGUGCUAAGUGAUAUCUUUCAGUUGUGAUGCUAGACUAAUAUUAACAUUGACGGUUGCGAUUAAUUAACACUGGGAAUGCGAUAGGACAUUGUUUAUCCACACUGCCUUAUGCUGAGCAUUGUUAGGUUGUGUAGCAGUAACCAUGGCAUCGCUGCACUGAUGGUAGCAGGACACACAAGCAGGUAAACUUGUAAGUGAAAGUUAGGAUGAACCUGUGAGCAAGGUGGUUACCCUGAACUGUGAACGGUGAAAAUACCCUUCUGUAUUAGUCACUGUGGAUAAAAAUGUCUCAAGUAUUUUUAGAUUUAAUUUGAUUUGAAUUUAAUUUUCAGUCUAGUUUUACCCUUAGCAAAAAUGUGCUUAGUUUCUUAUGCACACAUUCCCACACGACCCGUUUGAGAGAUAUUACACUGAAUAUUUUACAUGUACCUCUUGUGUUGUCAGACGCAGAAUAAAUGUAUGGUUUCCAGUUCUUUUGUGUACUGAGUAGAGCAGCAUAGGAGCACCAAGCACAAGCUGGAGAGGUGGCUGACGGACUGACAAGUCAUAUUUAUAAUUCUCCAAGUAAAGUCCUGUGUGCGAACCGCAUGGUCCGUGUAGAUUUAUUUAACCUCCGGCCUUGAUGGCAUGCAAACCUGGGCUUUGCCUGAUGUCGGCGGCUCACGCUGAAGUGUGAAGACGGGAGGUGCCCAGGAGAAGGUUCUCCAAGGAAGGCGUGGUCUUCAUUUGACAAAGACGCUGUCUGUUGGGAUGGA